UGUAUGUUUCCAUUAUAGCCUACUGCUGUAAAAGAAGAGGCGAAGAGCAGCCAUUUUGAAACGCGAAGUCGCCCUUAAGCAUCUUAAAUGGGAGUGGUCAGAGUUUCUCCCACUUUUCGAGUGGGAAGUUCAAGUUAGGCAUUCCAGAGAAUUUUUCCUACUGGAAAGUCAUAAUUUCCAAGUUCGGAUUACAAGUGGAGUACCACUAAUGCCUAAAUGUUGCCUGAUUAUGGAAGCAAUCAAUAGUGUAUCUAAUAAAGUGAUAAGUGUAUCUAAAAUAUCAGCUACGCAUGACAAAUGAGUUAACUGUACUGAAGUUUUCACUUGGAUUGUAAUCAAAAUCUGUUGAUUGGAAAAAUACAUAAUCGAAUCAUCAUUGAACAUCACAUUUAUAAAUUAAUGUCUAAUUAACGUCUAGGUGAUUCUAAAGAGUAAUAUUCAGAGUUCAUCUUUAUAGUGUGCUUUCUGUAUCUUAAUUGAGAUAUUAAAGACUAACACAAUUUCUUCGGAUUCCCUUACACAAACUGUGAUGUUUUCUAUGUACCUUUUCGAAAAUAACAUUCUUACUUAUUUGUUUAUUUUUGGAGGAGGGGGGGGGAAUCCUGCAUUCAACCCAGUGAGGCGUACUAUCCCUUUAAUUGUCGGUUGGGCUUUCUGUGUUUGUUUAGGUGUCCAUUAGUUCUUCUUCGUCGUUUGUUUAGGUGUCCAUUAGUUCUUCUUCGUUUGUUUAGGUGUCCAUUAGUUCUUCUUCGUCGUUUGUUUAGGUGUCUAUUAGUUCUUCUUCGUCGUUUGUUUAGGUGUCCAUUAGUAGUUCUUCGUCGUUUGUUUAGGUGUCCAUUGGUUCUCCGUCGUCGUUUGCGUGAUGAGCAGCAGCCCUGCUGGACUCUGUGUCGGACGCAGGCAGCGUGUGCUGAGGGAGGAGCUAAAGUUUGGAGGCAUGAAAAGGGAGCAUCGUUCAGUUUGUAGCGUAGGAGAUUUGCUUUCACACGCUGGGAGGAUGUACGCCGCUUCUCUGUCAGCGCCGGGCGCAUUCUGAGGAUUUAGCCUUUGACUUUGGGUCCGUUUCUUUCUUUUAAUUAAUUUUUUUGGCACUUUUACCCAGGGACCGGGCGUUGUUCUCUGCGGAAGAUCCAAAACAAUUAUCACUAGACGGCCACUCGGAAGGAGCUUUAAGUACAAGAAAACAAGCAGCCGUUGAGCCAGAAGGGAUUCCUUUUCUCCGGGCUAACUCUGCGUGUGCGGACCUCUGAGAGCGCAAGAAUCCAGCCAAGGACGCGUCCACUUCCUCCUUUCCCCUGCCCUUCUCAGCCUGCAGGAAGAUGGGAGUGAAAACAUAGCUGUGCGGAUUCAAGAGGAGCUCUUAAUGAAUUCCAGGGAAUCCUAAAAACAAACUGAGCAUUUGUCGGUGUGUAAGAACUCGGCAGCCAUGUGCUCGGUCGCUGUGACCAUCCGGCGUCUUUUGGCUGCCGCGCUGCUAUUGGCUGGAGGCCUGGAGUCGGCGAGUGAAACUGAGGAGGACGUCACGCCGCGCAUCAGCUUUCCAUACAAUGCAAAGGAGAGAUCGGCCAAGAGAUUUUCGGUGGGUGGCGUCUUCAAUUACACGUCUCUGCUGCUGAGCCAGGAGGACGACAUGCUGUACGUCGGAGCCAGGGAGGCGCUGUUCGCCCUCAGCCUCUCGGAUAUCAGCAAGACCAAGCUGCAAAAGAACCUGACGUGGGGAACUCCUGCCGGAAAAAGAGACGAGUGCAGCUUUAAAGGAAAGAACUUGGAGACCGAUUGCUUCAAUUACAUCAAAAUUCUCCUGCGGCUCAAUAGCACUCAUCUCUAUGUGUGUGGUACCUACGCCUUCAGUCCCGUCUGUGCCUACAUAAACACGUCCACGUUUACGCUGGCGAGGGACGAAGCGGGCGAGGUCGUGACGGAGGACGGGCGGAGCCGCUGCCCUUUCAACCCGGAGUACAAAUCCACCGCCAUCAUCGUGGACGGGGAGUUGUACACCGGUACCGUCAGCAACUUCCAAGGGAACGAGCCGGUCAUUUACAAAAGUCUGGGUCAGGGAACGGCACUGAAGACGGAGAACUCUUUAAAAUGGCUUCAAGAUCCCGUCUUUGUUGGGUCGGCCUUGAUCGAGGAGAGCCAGCCGGCGAGGAACCCCGUGGGCGACGACGACAAGAUCUACUUCUUCUUCAGCGAGGCGGGGAAAGAGUUCGACUUCUUCGACAACACCAUCGUCUCGCGGAUCGCUCGCGUGUGCAAGGGCGACAGGGGAGGUGAGCGGGUUCUGCAGAAGAAGUGGACCACCUUCCUGAAGGCCCAGCUGCUGUGCUCGCUUCCUGACGACGGCUUCCCCUUCAACAUCAUCCAGGACAUGUUUGUCCUGAAGCCCACCGGAGACAGCUGGGAGAGCACGGUCUUCUACGGCGUCUUCACUUCCCAGUGGUAUAAGGGGGCGUCGGGCAGCUCUGCGGUGUGUGCCUUCAGCAUGGCUCAGGUGGAAGCUGCUUUCAACGGCCGCUACAGAGAGGUCAACCGGGAGACCCAGCAGUGGUACACCUACAACCACCCAGUACCCGAGCCGCGGCCCGGAGCGUGCGUGACGAACCACGCCAGGCAGACGGGCAUCCAGUCGUCCUUGCACAUGCCCGACAAAGUCCUCAACUUUGUGAAGGACCACUUCCUGAUGGACAGCGUGAUCCGCAGCGCCCCCCUGCUGCUGAAACGCAGCGUGCGCUACACCCAGAUUGCUGUGCACAAGAUCCAGGGGAUGGAGAGGGCUUACGACGUCCUCUUCAUCGGAACAGAUGACGGAAAGCUUCACAAGGCCAUCAACGUCAACGAUAAGAUGCACAUCAUAGAGGAGAUGGUUCUGUUCGCAGAGCCGCAGCCCGUGCAGCACAUUGAGCUGGACCCUCAGCGGGGCCUGCUGUUUGUGUCGUCGUACUCGGGCCUGGUGGAGGUUCCCGUGGCGAACUGCUCCAACUACCUGAGCUGCGGCGAGUGCGUGUUGUCCAGAGAUCCGUACUGUGCCUGGACGGGGCAGCUGUGCCGGGACGUCAGGAUGGCGCCGCCCGACAGCCACUGGCAGCAGGACGUGGAGGAGGCGGACACAUCAGCAAUUUGUAACUCAACCGUUCCCUUCAUCAGAUCUGCCAGACCAGCAGCUUCCCGCGCAUCCCGCUGUAAGACCAUUACGGUCCCGGCCAACACGUUUCGCGUCCUGCCCUGCAAGCUGCGGUCCAACUUGGCCCAGAGGAAGUGGCGUUACAGCAAAGACGCCAGCCAGUUCCUGUACGAAACGCCGGAGGGGAACCUGGUGGUGGUGGCCCAGUCCGACCGCACCGAGACCUACGAGUGCUGGUCGGAGGAGGAGGGCUUCCGCCAGCUGCUGGCCAACUACUGCGUCAGGGCGGAGCCCCGCCAGGAAAGCACCACCCUGAUUGGUCACUCGCGCACGCCUCACGUGGCGCCGGACGAGACCAUCAUCCUGCCCGGCGAGUCCCGCGCCGAGCAGGCCCACACCAAGACGUACUGGAACGAGCUGAUUGUGGUGUGCGCCCUGCUGGCCUUCUCCCUCGUCGUCUUCUCGCUGUUCGUCGUCUACAGGAACCGAGAUCACAUGAAGUCCAUGCUGAAGCAAGGCGAGUGCCCCAACAUGCAGCAGAAGAAGGCCCGCAUAGUGGGGAAGCCCACGGAGAGCUUGCCCCUGAACGGGAACACCAUCCCCGUCUCCACUUCGGACCACAAGGGCUACCAGACGCUAAACGACAACUACAUCUGCAGCACGCCCACGCACGAGUCCUCGCCGGAAAACAGCAAGAGCUUCUCGGAGGCGUCCGACCGGCGGCCGCUCAACGCCAAGGAGAGCCACGUGGAGUACUCGCCGACCUGCCCGCGACCCCGAGUCAGGCUGGGCUCGGAAAUCAAGGACUCCAUCGUAUGAGGAGCGCCACUUCUCUGUGUGUUUUCUUUUGUUUGUUUGUUUCCCCAAAAACGACGACAUCCUGCAUCUCCCGCGAGCGAUACGGGCCGCCGAGGGAAGGAGCGACGACCCUGACUUCCUCCCUGCAUCACAGCACAUCCUUUUACUUUCAGCCAUCUUGGUUCUGUGAUCAGUCGCGGAGGUCAUUUCGUUUUCCACCCCGGUCUGGUUUGCUGCGGAGGCCACACUCCAGGUUUCCACAAGGAUAACAAACCAUGGCGGCUGCUAGGAUCAUACACCACCGUACCUUUUGAGCCUUUUCUGAUGGACGCUCACAAAUUACGAGCCUGCAGGUUAAGGAGUGAGGCGACACGGGGAAAGCAGUUUUAAAAACAACGGCAUCUUUUCUGGUACCCGUCGUUAAUCAUCAUCGAUAGUUGCCCAACUCUUGUUAUGCACACAGAACCAAGCUACUGCUACACGGUGACCAAGAGUUCAGGGUAAAGUGGAUGUUAUAUACAAGUACUUCCCUGUCAUUAAGUUCACCUCGCAUUUUGUUCCCUUUCUGCCGAAUUAAAAUGUUAAUGACUGGUUGAGGAGAAUCCAUUACAUGACGAACAACUGCAACGUAAAGAAGAGGGAUCAAACGGAAACAUCGGCUUUGAUGCCUAAAUGCUGUCGUUUAGGCAUCAAACGCGGUCCGUCUCAUCUGGAACGGCUCUUUCUCUAGAGUCUAAGUAAGAAAAGUUUCACAUGUGGGUGAAUGAAUGGACCUAGAUGCUCAGUGUUUCAGACUUUACAUUGAGAGGCUGGCGGCAGAGUGAAAUGGGGAACAUCUCCACCUCUCCGUAUAUUCAGGGCAGGACUGAAACCAUCAUGUGUACUGUGCCAAAAAACAACAAAAAAAAGAAACAGCAACCCAGAAAUAACUUGAUUGUCUUAUCUAAAUGCAAUAGUGCCAUCCUGUCACGACCAUCUCAUGGUUCUUGUUAGCAUUGAUCAAGUGUCAAAGAGCACAUGGUGACGAACCCAGGGCCGGGGUUCCACUGGAAUAUCGUGGCACUAAUAAUGAAUAAAUGUGAAGAUCCACUUUUUUUUUUGGGAGAAUUUUUCACUAGGACUGUUAGCUCAUAGCAAACUGUGAAGAACGUGUUGAGCAGAAUAACUGAUCUUCAUGUGAGGGGGGGGCCAAAGGAUUUGACGCGUACUUGCCGUGUGGUCGUCGGUCUUUUCCGUUUUCCCUCUGCCUUCGUUCUGACAAUACAGGUGUUGGCUACAGCUAAGAUUAGCUAACGAUACAGGCUUUUGGGUUGGUUUUAGCUUUACGCUAACGGCUUCAAAAAUGACGUUCCUGAAGAAAGAGAUUGAAUCUGGCGCCCUACUGGUCUGAAUGUACCUACAUGAUGUACGGUGAUUUUAGGCCCCUUGAACUCUGUCAUGCGUUUUCAUGUUACAACCAGAAAUUAAGAUAUUUUGGGGGAUUUUUACCAGACUUGUCAACACAAUGUAGCAUAAAAUAGCUCAAGUUCUGUAAGUGGACAUAGUAUCUCGAUAGAAAAUGUAAAGUCUUGCCACAGAUUUGUGAAAAACAUUCGGAAAUAUAGGUAUCAUUUUUCCUUUCGUUUCACAGCUACAUACUUACCUGGUGUUCCAAAAACUAAUCCCAAUAAAUUUCAGCCAGGUUUGCAGUUGUAUCACGGCGUGACAAAGUCCAAGAGGCACAACUACUUCUCUAAGGCACAGCAAUGAUGUAGAUGCAAGGUUUAUACACCCCUAAUUUUCCAGGUUACAUGUCUUAUCCACGUGGCAUUCACCACACUCAGUCAAAAGCCAAGGUAAUGCAAAUGUGAAAGCACAGGUAAUCAGGGUUAAAGAUUUGCACAUUUCACUUCACUUAAAUCACAUGGGUGUAAAUCCAACUACUGCAAUUAGAACUGCAGCUGCUAAGGACAAUAACCUUUUUUUUGUUGUUUGUUUGGGGGGGGGGGGGUGUAUCAGUUGAAACAUUGACCAGUGCAACCAUCUAUAAGCACUGCGUUUCACACGGACCUCUUGAGACUUUCACAAAAUAUAACAUCAACUAUUUCCAAAGAAAUUGAAAGCUGAUAACGUUGCCAGUCUGAGUGUCAUAUUUACGAUAUGGCAAAGUGUCUUAGAAUACACAGAGACAUGUAAUAUGUUGAACAAAUAAGAGUACAGUAUAUAUUCCAGUAUUAAAUGGCUAUUUUCAACACGAAGCAGAUCUGAAGCUGCUCUGAAACGGCUCCAGGUUGACAAAGUAACGGCACAGCAUACUGCACAGCAGUGGUCAGCGUUCCCUCUUUUCCAGGUUGUUUCUUGUGUAAAUACAGUGCCUGUGCUAAAUAUUGUGUGUCGUUACGGGACGUUGUGCAAGAUGUGUCGUAGAGGUAGUCUUAAACUAGAGAGUGAACACUGCUGAGUAUUUUAUUUUUCUGUUUGUUUUGUUUUUACAUAGUGCUUUACUGCCAACUUGAGCAAACGCACGUUUCACCACACUAUCCGUUCAGCACCUUACCUGAUUCUAAUCAAGCACCUCAAAACAGGAUACUUAGUUUUAAGAAAAAAGUUGUUUUUGUUUUUUAUUAGUAUAAUUGGCUUUUAAUUAGCCUACAGAAUUGUUAAGCAACAAUUCUUUAUUGUUUAAAACAGGUAUUUUUGAAUAGCUAAAAAGAAAACGGUUAAAAUUUACAAAUUGGUAACUGUAGCUAGCUUCUACCUGUGCUAGCUAGUGAAGCUAAAACAAAAAUUUAACAGUUGAAUAAUAUUUCACAUUGUACUGAGUUGCUAAAAAAAGUAAUUUUAAUGUUUGAGUUCUGGUUAUAGUUUCAAAUUUUAUUACUUUUCUGUUUAGUUGUGAUUGCUAAAGUAAGUUAAACACCCACAAAUUAACAUAGUUGCUACUUAGCUGAGGUUCCUAGCUGCCUGUCUACAAAUUAAAAUCUAGGCCAGAAAGAAGUCUUUAUUCUUGUGUUUUUAUAUUUAAUACUUCACUACAUGACAGAAAAUGCAGAAUAUGGCCAUUACAUUUAUUUUUAGUUUUUCUUUCCUUCAUGUUAUUUAGUUGAACUACAAAAGUAUUUCUAAUUAGCUCAUGGAUGCUGCUUAGCUUGGCUUGCGAGGCUACUAUAAACAAAUUUAAAUUGAGGGCAAAUAAAUUAUUUUUUUAUAUUUAAUAUUUUACUUGUUGAUGAAAAAGUAAAUAUUUUAGUAUUUGUGUUCCAGUAGUAUAUAUUUAAUUUAUUUCAAUAAUCACUACAAAAAUAUUUAGCUAAUUAGCUCGUAGCUGUUUUGCAUGGCUUUCUAGCUAUUCCCAGUUUGAAUCGAGGCUUUUAUUUUUUUUUUCGGUUUAUACAUGUAUUUUUUUUCUUAACCUUCUCGAGAUGGUGGUUGUCUAGGGCAUCCAUGAGAACUGCUGGCCUAAAAACAUAAUUUUAUUGUAAUUAUUAUUUCUUAAGCUUAAAUUAAGCCUAAAUGUAACUUCUCUGGUUUUACACUUGCUAAGCAAACACUGUAUAAUUAAAACUGGAGUGUAGAAACAGAAGCUGGAUAUUUGCAGCUGUUAUCAACAAAUAAGUUACUCUCUCAAACAUUGUGUACUGCUAGCUGAAACUCAACCAAUUUUUAAAAACAAGAAGAUUUUAUCAGAGGUACACAGUAAAAGUCUUUGGGGUGGAAAUAUGUUUGCAAACAAAUUGUCUGUGUAACCUGUGUUGAAGUGCUUGAUGGUUAACGCUGCCACACAAAGAAAUGCCUUUAGCGUUUGGAUGUGAAGAUGUUCUGCCUUCAGCUGUGUGCUACACUGUACACUACCCAGCAGUGACCUCGUCAACAGAAAUGUGGUCAAUGGCGUGAUUGUAGCCCCGGCGGGCGCACUUAACUCCACUACACAACACGGGUCGGUAGCAGAUUUACAUAAUCACCCAUGCCGCUUUUAUGUUUGCCUACAAACAGAACCGAGAGCCGCUCCGUUCUGCAGCCUUGGGUUAUGUCAAAAAAAAAGAAAAAAAAAAACCUGUUAAAGAUACAAAUAGAAACACGGAGACAGUCAACAGCAUCUUAAGCAGUCGGUGUUUUUACUACACACUUGUUAAGCUGCUUUACAAAGAAACGCUACAAACUGUUUGACUUCACUGGGUCCUAUAUGAUAAACCUGUGACAUUAACGUGCAAAACACACUUCCUCAGUAGUGAAACUGUACUGGAUUUGAAUGUAGCCGAUUAUCUACAGCAGUCUUAUUUUCCUAAAAAUCCAGGUAGUAUAUGAUUCCCAUUCUUUUUUUUUUCUUCAGGAUUUACCUAAAAAAAAAAAAAUAUCUGAACUACAAAAAAAAAAAAAAACACACUUUAGGAGCACUGGAUCCUUUGUGCUGCAUGAUGUAGUACAGCAGCAAACGUUACAAAGCACAACUCCAAAACCCUCAACCAUGAGACGAAGCAUUGGCUCAGCAUACUGAACAACCGGAAGCUUAGUUGACUGAAUAAUUUGUAGACAAAUGUGGUCUUGCCUGCAUGAUUUAUUUUAUUUUAUUUUUUAAAACUGUGUACAAAUUUGUGAACUGUAUUUUUUUGUAUUAUCGAGAUUGUGAUUGUUGUUUUUAUUGUAUAUAAA
Molecule: messenger RNA, 8548 nt
Organism: Gambusia affinis (western mosquitofish)
Lineage: Eukaryota; Metazoa; Chordata; Actinopteri; Cyprinodontiformes; Poeciliidae
Product: semaphorin-4B-like
Exons: 15
Coding region: 1427-3940 (837 amino acids)
Biological process (GO): axon guidance; semaphorin-plexin signaling pathway; negative chemotaxis
Molecular function (GO): semaphorin receptor binding; chemorepellent activity
Source: RefSeq, a predicted model, not a curated record